AUGGUCCACAACCAGGUGACAGCAACCAAGUACUACUUGUUGAAGAAUAAAGGAAAAUCUGCUGUCAAAACCUCCAAAGAACUGUCUCACAAUCUGUGUGACCUGAGUCGGACAGCAAAAGCGAGCAGUGAAAUUGAAAAAGAUGAAGAUCAGCAACUGCAUAACAGUUGAUGAUGAAAAGGCUCCGAAAUAUAUUUUUGGUAGCCAAAUUGAACAGAAAAAAUAUCCACAGACGAUGUCAGGAAUGUUGCAAAGGACUGCCCAGUGCUUAAGAACGUUGCUCCUUCACAAAUCAGCGACAAGGUCCGAACAUAUUUUGAUUUAAAGGCUCAUUAAGUGGUAACUCGCCUCUGCCACCAGAAGAAGGGGAGAUUCCUGCAGGAGAAAAAAUUAAACGUUUUGAUGCACCAGAUGCUACUGGUAAGUUAUUGUUUAUAGAAAUAAUUAUAUUUUCUCUUACCAACAAUUAUCACUUUAUAGUCUAGACUUUUAUUUUAUUUCCUAGUGUUUUGUUGUACAAAUGAAUGGGAUUAGAAAUUACUUGAAUUAACCCAUUCAUAGCACAACAUUUUCGCCUGAUGACUUAAACUGUCUGGCAUUAAAGUAAAUUAUAUAAACUAUUUGUAGGUGGGAACAGUAUUACAACUACCUGAAAAAUAGAAUGAGAACUUACAUGUUCCACCUACAGUAAAUUGUUAUCUUCUGUACCUACACUGGUACCCACCGCUCAAUAAAUUAUAUAAAGCAGCUUGUUGCAGCCUGCACCGCUGCCAAUGGAUUAAGAUUAAAGUUUAUUCAUGACAACUUCAUCAGAAAAUUAGGAUUUCGUUAUUGGUAGUCGCCGCUAUUAAAACAGAAUAUAGGCGUAGUUUUUGGCAGCUACCGCUCGCUCAUAGAUUGUGGGCGCUUAGCAGUCUCUCCAUGGCAACCACGGUAACCAAGACAAUGAAUGCAUUUCACUAGGAAUAUAUUUUUUACAGUUGUUUUUUUUAAAUCCAAAACAAUUUACCGAUUUUGUGAAGAAAAUAACAAUGCCCUUCGAAGAGCUUUGCAUUGGGCAAGAUGGGGAGGCCGUAGAUGAGAACGGAGUUUGGUUUCCAUGUCAUAUUAAGGAGAAGCAGCAACUUAUGUCAUAGUUUCCUUUCCACCAUGGCCUGAGCACUUCAACAGAAAAAUUGAUGAUCCUUCUGAAAUACAGCCGAAGACUCCAUUACCGGUGAAACGUAAACCAAAAUCUAAUCUUAAUGUAAUGGUUAUUCUGUUGAUUCGUCCAAACUUUAAUAAAGUUGUUAAUAAUACACUGACUCUAAUGACUCUGGUACAGAGUAGACAUAUUUUAUACUUGCACAGCAACAAAAAUUGCCUAGAAACAUAUUUUAGUUACUGAGGAAAGUGUUCAUGUUUUGAUGACUCAUUUUAAUAAUUAACAUGAGUUGGUGUCAACUAUUUGUAAAAGCCAAUAGGUAAUUCAGCUGCAGUUGAGAGUGCCCAGCUCUCUUGACAACAUGGCAGUGUGACUCACAGAUGUCCCAGGGAAAUAUAAACUUGUUUUGGUAUAAUAAUGGUAAUUCUUUUGACGGCCCUCAGAAUUCAACAGUCGCAAAAGUCCAAGCAGGUGAUGAGUUAUGGCUUGAAUAUGGGGAAAAAGUUGUAGUUAUUCAAGCGGACUCUAUCUGAAAUGACAUUACAGUGGAAGGCAUAUCUGGUUUCAAGACAACCUUGCCAUUGAAUGAGCUCCUAGUUGCAAAACCUCAACAUGAAGCAUCAAAGUGCAAAAGAGCCAAAAAAUCAUCUGUACUUGGGCAACAUUCAGAAACACAAGGAGAUAUGGACGGAACACCCACCUCUAUGACAGACCCAGCCACCGAAACGCCACAGGUACGAAAGAGGAAUCAUGCUAUUCAUUAUAUUCGGAUUGGCUUAUAUUCAGGGGGGGGGGCUUAUAUUUGGAAUGAGGUGAGCAUUAGUACAUGUGGUGGGCUUAUACAUGGAGGGCUUAUAUUUGGAGGUUUACGGUAGUUAUAUAUUAAAUCCAUAACCAAAACUUUCCAUAGAAUAUCGUUCGAGAUAUCUGCAUAUAUGUAACUUCAAUUCUACAUGUCUCAAAAAUAUAUUUUUACACUAGUCUGAAUUCCCUGGCACCAAAAGUCGCUUAGAAAUGAUGAGUUGA
Paramuricea clavata is the source of this 2170-nucleotide messenger RNA. Lineage: Eukaryota; Metazoa; Cnidaria; Anthozoa; Malacalcyonacea; Plexauridae. The record is from the annotation of a GenBank genome assembly.